Molecule: messenger RNA, 1099 nt
Organism: Biomphalaria glabrata
Lineage: Eukaryota; Metazoa; Mollusca; Gastropoda; Planorbidae
Exons: 8
Coding region: 63-1088 (341 amino acids)
Source: RefSeq, a predicted model, not a curated record
UUGGCUGUUUAUUUUUUCCAUUGUUUCUUGAAGUGUUCAACUACUAUCUCUCUAGAGAGACCAUGAUGGCCUGUGCUUUGUUUUCUUCGAAAACGUUUUCCUUGAUGAUAGUUGUCAGCUUAGUGGCCGUCAUCGUUGUCUUGAUGACUCUGUCACAGAAUAAAAUAAACCAGUCCACGAAGAAUGUUCAGUAUUUUAUUCCACAAGUAGAAGCAGAUAAAAGAUACGGAGACAAAUUCAGCCAAGAAUCCAUGACUGGUCAAGUUCAACAGCAUGCUUUAAAUCCCAAAGAUGGCAUUGAUAACUCAGGAGCUCUAUGCUACCUAAUUUACUAUGCAGACAGUUUUGAUAAGACGUCAGAGUUCUCUGGUGUAGAUCCCAAUGAACGAGACACAAUAGACAAAUGGUGGAAGGCAGCAGCUAUGAUUGAUUGGUAUUGGAAUUCACCAGUUGAAUAUAAAUGUACUGAAAUAGUAGCAGUCGGCAAUUACGACAUCUGCCAGGAUUCACGAUUCAUUAUAAAGCCUUCUUGUCUUGUGUAUUCCUUUGGUAUCGACUUCAGAUAUUCCUUUGAUGAUGCCAUGAGUAACUUAGGCUGUGAGGUCCAUUCCUUUGAUCCAAGCAUGGGUGUAGAAACACAUAAAAGGGCAAAUAACUCCACAUUCCACAAUAUUGGCAUAAGUCACAGCAACAAUGAUAGUUUCGCGCCAAGACAAGACAAGUUUGUCAAGACACCUCAAGUGUGGAAGAUGAGAACCUUGCAGACUUUGAUGAAAGAACUAGGACACGAAGAGAAAGUAAUCGAUGUUCUGAAACUUGACAUUGAAGGCUAUGAGUGGACAGUGAUUGACAACCUGAUAGAAACCAAUGUUAUUAAAAACAUAAGGCAGUUUGUUAUGGAGAUUCAUUUAGUUCAUGAAUGGCCAGCCAAGGCUGACUAUGUUCAUUUGUAUCAGAUUCACACAAAGUUGAGAGAAAUGGGUUUCCAGAAGUUCACCGUAAGGCCAUACUCCAAAGUUUUAGUGGAGGGUUAUUACGCAAAUCAAGUUGAAAUAUCGUUUGUCAAUGUCUUGUUUCAACCAAGAUAAAGGCUUAUUAA